UCGAAGAGAACGAAACUAAAAGAAGAGUGUUAGUGAUUAUUCUCGAUUGACAGGAACAUGGAUCAAAUUAGAAACGGUUGGUUCAGUGAAAUUGCUGAUUUAUGGCCGGGACAAUCUUUCUCGUUGGAAGUAGAAAAAGUUCUAUACCAGGCUAAGUCAGCUUAUCAAGAUGUUCUCGUCUUUGAAUCAUCAUUCAGUGCACCCAAAAAGAUGAAUUUUCGUACCAAGAAAUGUUAACUUUCCUACCCCUAUGUUCUCAUCCUAAUCCGCGAAAAGUGUUGAUUGUUGGAGGUGGAGAUGGAGGUGUGGCACGUGAGGUAGUGAAACAUCCUAUGGUGGAGGAAGUUGUUCAGGUGGAGAUUGAUGAGAAAGUUGUCAUGGCAAGCAAAAAGUUUUUACCUUUCAUGGCUAAAGGCUUUGAUUCUCCAAAAGUCACCUUACACAUAUGUGAUGGUUUUGAGUUCAUGAAAAACCAUUCGGAAGAAUUUGAUGUGAUAAUUACAGACUCAUCAGAUCCUAUUGGCCCAGCAGCUAAUCUUUUCACCGAACACUAUUAUGGUCUUCUUAAGAACGCUCUCAAACCAAAUGGUAUCAUCAGCUGUCAAAUUGGCUCCAUAUGGUUAGAUUUACCUCACAUGAAGAAAACCAUGGAAAACUGCAGAAAACAUUUUCCUGUUGUAAAUUAUGCCACGUCCAGUGUUCCCAGCUAUACCGAUGGACAACUUGGAUAUAUGGUUGCUACUCUCGACGCUUCAAUAGAUUUAAAGAAACCAGUUUUUAAGUUUACAGAAAAACAAAUUGAAGAGCUAGAACUGCGGUAUUACAACGAUGAAAUUCAUUCAGCUUCCUACGUUUGGCCUACUUUCGUCAGAAAAUUUUUGAGAUAGCAAAUGUCAAAAGUCUCUUCUUUUAUUUUUUGCUUAUUAUUAUCAUAUUAUGUUGCAUUUGAAAUAAAUAGCGAGAAAACAUU
Molecule: messenger RNA, 970 nt
Organism: Leptinotarsa decemlineata (Colorado potato beetle)
Lineage: Eukaryota; Metazoa; Arthropoda; Insecta; Coleoptera; Chrysomelidae
Product: spermidine synthase
Biological process (GO): spermidine biosynthetic process
Cellular component (GO): cytosol
Molecular function (GO): spermidine synthase activity
Source: RefSeq, a predicted model, not a curated record